AUGGUUGUUCUUGUUUCCUUGGGUUGGACUAAUGGUGUUUCUCUGUAUGAGCAGAAAAUGGCACCUAGACCACCACCUCCUCCUCCUUCUCAGCCUGAGCCUUCUGAGAACACCAUAAGACUGGAGGCUGUACUUGAGGCUAUGCAACUUCAGAAUACUGCCUUGGUACAACAAAACACCAUCGCUCUUCAAAGCCUAGAAGCUGCAAGAGUGUCAGCUGAAGACACUCAGAAGUACCUCAGGGAAAUGAUGGCUAAUGAAAGACCUACUCCUGGUGUUUCUACUCCUAUUGCCAUUCCAGUUAAGGAGUGGAGUUUGGAGAGUUUUCUCCAACAUCAUCCCGACAGGUUUACUGGCAAGUGCAGUCCGGAUGAGGCCGAUCAUUGGUUCCAAGAUAUGGAACGAAUCUAUGAAGCCAAAGGGUGUCCGGAUGAGAAGAAGCUGGCCUACACCCAGUACUUGCUGACAGGAGAAGCUGGACAUUGGUGGAACAAUGUGAAGACGAUCAUGGAGGGGAACGGGACUCCUAUCACUUGGGAGUCAUUCAGAACUAAAUUCUACACUGAAUACUUCCCAGAUAGUGUCAGGUUUGCUAAGGAGUGUCGCAAGUUUGAGAAUGGCUUGAGAAAGGAUAUAAAGUUACUGGUGAAAGGAUUGCGCAUUAGAGAAUUCUCCGCUUUGGUAGAGAUGGCCCGUGAUAUGGAAAAGACUAAGGGAGAACCAGAGGGACCGGGUUCUUCCUCUCAGUCAUCGGGGCAAUCCAAUUUUGCCAGUUCCGUUAUAUGCUUCAAGUGUGGUGGACCACACCUCCAGAUUUCUUGCCCUCAGUUAGAAGGGUAUAGGAGGUGUAAUAUCUGCAGGCAAGAGGGACACUAUGCUAGAGACUGUCCUACUACUAGGAGGGUAGGACCACAGCCACGCCAGGCUAGCAGAUCUAUUCAGAGGGGUGGGCACAGACCUCAGGCAGUCGGGAGAGUCUAUGCGUUGACUGGGGCUGAGGCAACCAGUGUAGGUAAUUUAAUUAUCAGCAGUUACUUGUUAUUUGGAGCUUCGUGUGUGACGUUGUUUGAUUCGGGGGCGACACAUUCUUUUGUGUUUAAGGCUUGUGUGGAGAGGCUUGGUUUAGUUGUCAGAGAGCUUCCGUGUGAUCUGGUGGUGUCUACACCAACAGCUGGGUUAGUCAGGACACCUAAUGUGUGCUCCAGAUGUCCUAUUGAGGUAGAGGGGCGCAGGUUCAGAGUGAACCUUAUUUGUUUACCUCUGCAGGAGCUAGAGGUAAUUCUGGGAAUGGAUUGGUUAGCAGCCAAUCGUAUUCUUUUAGAUUGCGGUGGUAAGAAGCUAAUAUUUCCCAAAGAAGAUGAAGACUUGUCAUUAUCGCUCGGUGUAUUGAGGCAAGACAUCUUCGAAGGUGCUAGCUGCUUCCUAAUUAUGUUUCAUAUGGACGAGACUUCUAAUUUAAACUCUUUAGCGCUUGGGGACCAGAGUGUAGACCUUCUGGUUAUGAAUGACUUCAUGGAUGUUUUCCCUGAAGAAGUUCCUGGUUUACCUCCUCCGCGAGAAGUGGAGUUCUCUAUUGAUCUAGUCUCAGGAGCAGGACCAAUAUCCAUAGCUCCUUAUCGGAUGGCUCCAGCUGAUUUGGCGUGGGGUGCGCCUGUGUUGCUAGUAAAGGAGAAGGAUGGUAGCUCAAGGUUGUGCGUUGACUAUCGACGACUGAAUAAGUUGACGAUCAAGAACAAGUAUCCGUUGCCGAGGAUCGACGAUCUGAUAGAUCAAUUGCACGGAGCUACGGUAUUCUCCAAGAUUGAUUUGAGGUCGGGUUACCAUCAAAUUUUAGUGAAAGCCGAUUAUGUGCAGAAGACGGCAUUCAGGUCCAGGUAUGGUCACUAUGAGUAUGUGGUUAUGCCUUAUGGUGUGACUAAUGCUCCAGCCAUAUUCAUGGACUAUAUGAAUCGAAUUUUUAGACCUUUCUUGGACAAGUUUGUGGUUGUGUUUAUAGAUGACAUACUUGUCUAUUCUAAAACUCGUGAAGAACAUGAAGAUCACCUUAGGGCAGUUCUUGAAGUUCUUAGAGAAAGAAGAUUGUAUGCCAAGCUGUCCAAGUGUGAGUUUUGGAUGAAAGAGGUUCCUUUUCUUGGUCAUGUGAUUUCAGUUGGAGGAAUUGCUGUUGAUCCCGCUAAGGUGCAAGCAGUGCUUCAGUGGGAGAGACCUAAGACUGUUACAGAAGUCAGGAGCUUUAUCGUUGUGAGACUAGCUUCCAAGAGCUAA
Messenger RNA from Vigna umbellata (rice bean), 2265 nucleotides. The record is from RefSeq and is a predicted model, not a curated record. NCBI's taxonomy places the organism in Eukaryota, Viridiplantae, Streptophyta, Magnoliopsida, Fabales, Fabaceae.